AUGCCACCAAUCCGUACAGAGAAGAAGAACAGUGUUGUGCAAGCUGCUUCUUCGCGCGGUCUCGCUGCCUUUGGCUUUAAACCUGCCCCGAAAGAGGAGGUCGUAGCCGCAGCGGCCCGAGCAAAGCCUCCAGUCGUAUUACGACCCGCUGCAGUCCAAGUAGAGCAAGUAGCACAAGUAGUGCAAGACGCGCCGAAGCCAAAACCUCGUCUUCCAAAGCCCCUUGUCAAAGGAGUAAAACAAGCCGCCUUCGGAGAUUCCAGAUACCACUGGGACGGCAAGUACCACAAAAUCGUUGGAACAUCGACAAGAAAGAUCAUCUUUGGAAGAGGCUUCAAACUGGCAGAUAAUCAUAUAGACGACAUCCUCUUCUUGGGUCCCAAAGUUUGCGACGUGCUUACGGAAAUUCAUUUCCAAUACGUGGAUACUGAUUACGACGCUCAUAAUGACUGCCUCGUUACAGACGAGGGUAUCAAACGCCUCGCUAGAGGUUGCAGAAACCUGAAGAAAAUAUCCCUACCUGGUGGCGGUCGCAGCAUGGGUGACGAAGGUCUAAUCCACCUUCUUACCUUCUGUCAUGACAUUACCCAUCUAGAAUUCUCCGGUGGUGGUGUUACGGAAGCCGCUUUCCAGCAAAUGGCCGCUAACUCAGAUCUGGCGCCAAACUUGAAGAAACUACGCCUGGAUGACCAGUCUUCGGACAAAAACUUCAUGCGUGGCAUGCGAGAGUUUGGAAGGUCGCGACCGACGCUACCGAUCGAGCUGGUUCAUCGUUCGCAUUACAAGAAGUAUGAUUCGUGGUACAUGUCGACUAGUCAUACGACAUACACCAAUGGUAGAAAGGUGUCUACUAGUCUCCCUGUUGACACAUGA
This is a messenger RNA of Alternaria infectoria, 873 nucleotides long. RefSeq lists its product as uncharacterized. The record is from RefSeq and is a predicted model, not a curated record. Lineage: Eukaryota; Fungi; Ascomycota; Dothideomycetes; Pleosporales; Pleosporaceae. The transcript has 3 exons. The coding region runs from base 1 to 873 and encodes 290 amino acids.